AAAAAAAAAAAAAAAAACACCAGGCAGGCAGGGAGACGGUGGGGUGGAGUACAGGAAGCUGCUGUCCCCGAAUAUCUGAACAUGGGCGAAAUCUAAAUAACGCCAAACACAAACAGCUUCUUUUUUUUCUUCAUUUACGGGCGAGAGGCUGCGGAGAUUUGUGCUAUUUUUCGGGAUUGAAUUGGAGAUUUAACCGAACAGCGAGAAGAUGUCUCGGGGUGUGAUCCAGCCCAGCCAGCAGAAACUGGCAGAAAAACUCACCAUCCUCAACGACCGAGGCAUCGGGAUGUUGACCCGUGUUUACAAUAUCAAAAAGGCAUGUGGUGACCCCAAGGCUAAGCCCUCCUACCUUGUUGAUAAGAACUUGGAGUCUGCGGUUAAAUUUAUUGUCAGGAAGUUCCCCGCUGUGGAGACGCGGAAUAAUAACCUGGCUCAGCUGCAGAAGGAAAAGUCGGAGAUUCUGAAGAACCUGGCUCUCUACUAUUUUACCUUUGUAGAUGUCAUGGAAUUCAAGGACCAUGUCUGCGAGCUGCUGAACACUAUCGACGUAUGCCAGGUCUUCUUUGAUAUUACGGUGAACUUUGACCUGACCAAGAACUACCUGGACCUGGUGGUGACUUACACUACUCUGAUGACAAUACUGUCUCGCAUAGAGGAGAGGAAAGCCAUCAUAGGACUGUACAACUACGCCCACGAGAUGACGCAUGGAGCCAGUGACCGGGAGUACCCCAGGUUGGGCCAGAUGAUCGUGGAUUACGAGAACCCUUUGAAGAAGAUGAUGGAAGAGUUUGUUCCACACGGAAAGUCCCUGUCAGAUGCUUUGAUCAGUCUUCACAUGGUCUAUCCCAGGAGGAAUCUGUCCGCUGACCAGUGGAGGAACGCCCAGCUGCUCUCUCUCAUCUCUGCUCCCUCCACCAUGCUCAACCCUGCACAGUCAGACACUAUGCCAUGUGAAUACCUGUCACUGGAUACAAUGGAGAAGUGGAUUGUUUUUGGUUUUAUCCUGUGUCAUGCGGUGCUGAACAGCGACGCAGCAGCGUUAACUUUGUGGAAGCUGGCUCUGCAGAGCUCCACCUGCCUCUGUCUGUUCAGGGACGAAGUCUUCCACAUUCACAAGGCUGCAGAGGAUCUGUUUGUGAACAUCAGAGGGUACAACAAACGCAUUAAUGACAUCAGAGAGUGCAAGGAACAAGCUCUGUCUCAUGCAGGCUCGAUGCACAGAGAGAGACGCAAGUUUCUCCGAUCAGCUCUGAAGGAGUUGGCUACUGUCUUAGCUGAUCAGCCUGGACUCCUAGGCCCUAAGGCAUUAUUUGUGUUCAUGGCGUUGUCAUUUGCCCGUGAUGAGAUUAUCUGGCUGCUUCGACACGCAGACAACAUCCAGAAGAAAAGCACAGAUGACUUCAUAGACAAACAUAUAGCAGAGCUGAUCUUCUACAUGGAGGAGCUCCGAGCUCACGUCAGGAAGUACGGCCCUGUGAUGCAGCGAUACUAUGUCCAGUACCUGUCCGGUUUUGAUGCUGUGGUGCUGAAUGAACUGGUGCAGAACCUCUCUGUGUGUCCAGAGGACGAGUCUAUAAUCAUGUCUUCAUUUGUCAACACUAUGACCUCUCUCAGUGUCAAACAAGUGGAGGAUGGAGAGGUGUUUGACUUCAGAGGCAUGAGACUGGACUGGUUCAGACUGCAGGCCUACACCAGUGUCUCUAAAGCCAGUCUUGGUAUAGCUGAUCACAAGGAGCUCGGUAAAAUGAUGAACACCAUCAUCUUCCACACAAAAAUGGUGGACUCUCUGGUGGAGAUGCUGGUGGAGACAUCAGACCUGUCUAUUUUCUGCUUCUACAGCCGUGCGUUUGAAAAGAUGUUCCAGCAGUGUUUGGAGCUUCCCUCCCAGAGCCGACACUCCAUCUGCUUCCCUCUGCUCUGCACACACUUCAUGUCCUGUACACACGAGCUCUGUCCUGAGGAGCGUCACCACAUAGGGGAUCGAAGCCUGUCAUUGUGUAACAUGUUUCUGGAUGAGAUGGCCAAGCAGGCCAGAAACCUGAUCACUGACAUCUGCACUGAACAAUGUACACUCAGCGACCAGCUGCUUCCUAAGCACUGUGCGAAAACCAUCAGCCAGGCCGUGAACAAGAAGAGCAAGAAGGCGACGGGGAAGAAGGGAGAGCCGGAGAGAGAGAAACCAGGAGUGGAGAGCAUGAGGAAGAACAGACUACUGGUCACCAACCUGGAUAAGCUCCACACAGCAUUAUCUGAACUCUGCUUCUCCAUCAACUACGUUCCCAACCUGGCGGUCUGGGAGCACACAUUCACACCGAGAGAGUACCUCACCUCGCACCUGGAGAUCCGAUUUACCAAGUCCAUAGUGGGGAUGACCAUGUACAACCAGGCUACUCAGGAGAUAGCCAAGCCCAGCGAGCUGCUGACCAGCGUCCGGGCCUACAUGACAGUGCUUCAGUCCAUAGAAAACUACGUGACCAUCGACAUCACCCGGGUGUUCAACAACGUCCUCCUGCAGCAGACGCAGCACCUGGACAGCCACGGGGAACCCACCAUCACCAGUCUGUACACAAACUGGUAUCUGGAAACGUUGCUCCGUCAGGUCAGCAAUGGACACAUCGCCUACUUCCCCGCCAUGAAGGCCUUUGUCAACCUCCCCACAGAGAACGAACUGACUUUCAAUGCUGAGGAGUACUCUGACAUCUCUGAGAUGCGUUCUCUGUCUGAGCUGUUGGGUCCUUACGGGAUGAAGUUCCUCAGUGAGAGUCUGAUGUGGCACAUCUCAUCACAGGUUGCUGAGCUGAAGAAACUGGUGGUAGAAAACAUGGAGGUGUUGACCCAGAUGAGGACGAGCUUUGACAAACCAGACCACAUGGCCGCCCUCUUCAAGAAACUCACCUCUGUGGACAGUGUGUUGAAGAGAAUGACCAUCAUUGGAGUCAUCCUGUCCUUCCGCUCCCUGGCUCAGGAGGCUCUGAGAGAUGUGUUAUCCUGUCAUAUUCCGUUCCUGGUCAGUUCAGUAGAGGAUUUCAAGGACCACAUUCCAAGAGAGACAGACAUGAAGGUGGCCAUGAAUGUCUACGAGCUGUCGUCAGCAGCAGGUUUACCCUGUGAAAUCGACCCAGCUCUGGUAGUGGCUCUGUCCUCACAAAAAAGUGAGAACAUCAGCCCAGAGGAGGAAUAUAAGAUCGCCUGUCUGCUGAUGGUGUUUGUGGCAGUUUCCUUGCCAACGCUGGCUAGCAACGUGAUGUCACAGUACAGCCCUGCCAUUGAAGGCCACUGCAACAACAUCCACUGCCUGGCCAAAGCUAUCAACCAGAUCGCUGCUGCUCUCUUCACCAUCCACAAGGGGAGCAUAGAGGACCGCCUGAAAGAGUUUCUGGCUCUGGCCUCAUCCAGCCUUUUGAAGAUCGGCCAGGAGACGGAUAAGAUGACGACGCGUAACAGAGAAUCUGUCUACUUGCUGCUGGACAUGAUUGUGCAGGAGUCUCCCUUCCUGACCAUGGACCUGCUGGAGUCCUGCUUCCCCUACGUCCUGCUGCGAAACGCCUACCACGCUGUCUAUAAACAGAGCAUCAGUGCUAACGCAUAGACACACACUAAACACACAGCGAAGGCCUACCAUACUGUCUGCCAUCAGAGCACCAGCGCUCGUAUAUAGACGCAUACACAUUCAAGAACAAAAAUAUAAAUAUAUAGUAUAUAUAUAGUUGACACUAAAAUAUUAUUUUCUUUUGUUCUUUUCUUCCGAUGAAAGAUUUGAGAUUUUUAGUGGCCAGCUGACAACUUCUAUGUGGUGAUGGAUUUGGAUG
Messenger RNA from Morone saxatilis (striped sea-bass), 3809 nucleotides. It is a transcript of the gene nckap1, whose product is annotated as NCK-associated protein 1. Gene Ontology annotation, cellular component: SCAR complex. The record is from RefSeq and is a predicted model, not a curated record. Gene Ontology annotation, biological process: cell morphogenesis; cell migration; cell projection assembly. NCBI's taxonomy places the organism in Eukaryota, Metazoa, Chordata, Actinopteri, Moronidae.